Scheffersomyces amazonensis is the source of this 3917-nucleotide messenger RNA. RefSeq names its product Sfi1p (gene SFI1). The transcript has a single exon. Bases 33 to 3851 code for a protein of 1272 amino acids. The record is from RefSeq and is a predicted model, not a curated record. Lineage: Eukaryota; Fungi; Ascomycota; Pichiomycetes; Serinales; Debaryomycetaceae.
CUUUCACUAUUUAGUAUUCACCACAACACAAGAUGGGGUCGGUACAAGAGUUACUACGAAGUACAGUAGAGGACCUUCAUCGGCUUAGUACGUUUUCCGAAUUAGGAAAUCAAUUGGAAUACGAAACACUCCUAAAACAGACCAUAACUCAUAUAAUAAAGUUAGUAGAUUGGGAUGAUACCGCGUAUCAGAAACUUAAUAUAACAAUAAAUCCUCAUUUAGAUGGUAUAAAUUCAUUAGAUAUACUUUAUUAUGUUAAACGAGGAGAAUCUCCUACCAAAUCAUCUAUCCCCAGUAAAGAAAUCUUAACAUAUUUUCAACAAUAUCAAUAUCUGAAACAUAAAUAUCAUGAUACUAUACUUAAUCAACUAAGUAAAUUAUUACAAGAAACUCAUACAAAUGCUUCUAAAUCAGUUUUACAAUCAUUUGCAACUUUCAUAACAUUUCUUAUAAAUUUUCAUAAAGAUUGUGAAACUCAAAUCAUUAAAUUUCUUACUAAAUGUUUUACAUAUGAUCUUAAAUUUCAAACUAAAAUACGACAUGAUUUAAAUACAAAUUUACAUCAACAAGAUACUUUAAAAAUUGUUGAAAUACUUGAUAAAUUAAUGGGUUCAGAGAUUCAUCAAGAUAAUAAUGUAGAAAUUAGUCAUAACACUUCGGGAUUGCCCCUAGUAUUCCGAAGCUCUCAUGAAGGAUUUACAAGUUUAUAUAAUAUUUUACUUGAAAUUGCUUGUAUUAAACAUGUUAGAAUUGAAGAUGCAAAUAAAUUUGCUGAAAUGUUCUUGUAUAUGUUUAAGAGUCAUUUCCAAAUUCUGAGUUUAGAAAUUGAUACAUUUGCUUAUAAGGAAAAGAAAUUUGAUUCAAUUUAUGAAUUAUUAUUAAGUAUUUUACCUGAUUACUUUCUGGAUAUUAAUGCAAAAGUUAUAAAUGAUUGGUCAAUUUUUCCAGAAAUGAAAAGGGAAAAUGAAAUAAUAACUAGUCAAGGUGGAAUUGGAAUUGUUCCUUCAUUAAAUUUAAUAGCUGAUGAUGUACUUGUUGAAACUAAUUUACAUAAUACUAAACGCGAUAGAAGUCAAUUAUUAAAUCAUUUUCGAAGAAUUAUCCCUCUUUUAAAUGAAUUUAAUCUUCAAUUCGAUAUAGAUUUUGUUUCUAUACUUUAUCAUUAUUUAACUUUAUUAUAUGAAAGUUUACCAACUUCAGGAGUAAUUGCUGAUUUUAAUUAUGUUGAUCAAUUAAUAACUUUAUUAAAUAUAAUUAUUGAUUUUGAAAAUGGUAAAGAUGAAACUCAACUGACUAAUUUUAAAACUACUGUAUAUAGACUUCAUGAUCUUCAUAAAUAUUUAUCAAAAUCUUCAGUUGCUUCAAUACCUUCAACUACUUUAUUAAUGAGGAUUUCUGUAAUUGAAUAUUAUAAGAAUAUUCAAAUUGAAAAGAUUCUUUUAAAUAAUUGGAAUUCAAGAACUGAUAUAAUAAAUCAAUUAAUUGAAAUUCUGGAUCAAUGGAGUUUUAAUAAUCAAAAUAGAUAUUUAAGAGUAUUCUUAAAAUUAUGGUAUACUCGUAAAUGUCAAUUACAAGAUUUACAUAAAGAAGCCAUUAGAUAUGAUACGAUUAUGAUAUCUGAUAAACAUUUUAAUCAUAUAAUUAAUGCAUAUAAACAUCAUAAACACUUAAUGAAUAAUGCAGAUAUACGAUUUACAAAGUCUUACUUUACUAUAUGGCUGGAUAAAUCUAUUAAUUCUGAAGGUUUGGUAGUACGAGCCAUUAAUUUAAGAAGUAUUAAUUUACUUAAACUGGGCUUUUCCAAAUGGAAACGAGCCUAUCAAUUUCAAACUAGUUUGAAAUCUUUAGCCAUUAAGAAAAGGUCUCAAUGGGAAUCUCAUCAGAAUUUCAACAUCUUACAAGUAGUAUUUGUACAAUGGUAUACUCGUAUGACAAAUAGUAUACUGAAUGGAAAUGGAAAUGGAAAUGGAAAUGUCGAAAUUGAUAGUAAUAAAUUAAAGACAUUAACUCAGUUAGAGAGAAAGUAUUUACUUAAGAAGCAAUUCAAUAAGUGGAUGACGAUGUAUUGUCUUAUGGUAGCUAAAAACUCGGUAAAAGUAAAGAAUGAUAAACUCUUACUUGAGUAUAUGUUUAGAAAACGAUGGCUAACUAAAGCUGCCCAAGAAUCUAUGGCCCGCAAGAAUCGCCAUGAAAAGGAUCAAAUUAUGAAACAACAACUUUUCAUUAUCUGGAAAGAUUUAACCUUAAGAAGAUCCCAAGCUGAAGCAUUAUUUAGAAAGAAUAAAUUAAACCAUAUAUUCACAUUAUGGAAAUUGAAUACCAUAGCUCAGGGGAAUAAUUCUCAUAUACUUCAACAAUUUGUAGUAAAGCAAUCCUUUAAAUCCUGGAAACUUAAGUAUAAACUUGCCCAAGUUACUUCACAGUCAUGUAAGAGAUUAGAAGAGAUUCAAUUUGUUAAAUGGCAUAAUCAUUUAGCGGAUAUAAUAGAAUUAACAACUUAUGCUGAAGAUCUUGAAGUAAUCAAUUUAAAGAAACGAUAUGCUCAAGUAUGGUUGAAUAGGUAUAAUUCCACUGUAGAAGUUAGUGCAAAGGCAGAUCAAUGGUUAAAACAACGAAUAUUUAAUCGAUGGAAAUCUCGUUAUAUCCAUUAUAAAGAUAUGGAUAAACUGAUCAAUAAUAAUUUCAAUUUUAAUUUUAAUACUAAUGAUCUAUUAGUCAAAUCAGUAUUAAGAUUAUGGAAAAGACGAUUCGAAUAUAGUUUUGAACAGAAUUCUGCUCAUAUUAUUGAUAAUUUCCAAACAGAAUAUCGAGAUAAAAAUAUAAAAGCUCGAGCAUUUUCUAUAUGGAAAUCACUGUAUGAUGAUGUUCAAUUACGUCAGAAACUGAUUGAAGCCAGAGAGAGAGAUUAUUUCAAUCAUUAUAAACAAAAUAAUUUACCAGGAUAUUUUGAUAAAUGGAGAAGACUUGGUAUAAGAUAUGAAGAUCUUUAUGAACAAGGAAUCUCAUUUGAAGAGACAGUAUUAAAGAAAAAGAGUAUGGUAAUUUGGUAUGGACAAUAUAUUAAUAAAGGAAUAUAUUUAAAUGAAAUUGCUGAAGAAUUUCUUGAUGAUAAUUCAUUUAGACAAGUUCAAGAUAUUUUAAGUAAUUGGGCUAUGAGAGUUAUGAAAGUUCGAAGAAAUGAACAAAGUUGUGAUUUAUUUAUUAAACGAUGGGAUUCUUCUCGGGCAAAACUUAUAUUUGAACUUUGGAAAUGGAAAACUCAAACUAAGGAUUCAUCAUUUGAUGAUUCAGAAAUAAGUAAUUCAUCUCCCUUAGCUUCAAGAUCUUCAAGAAUUUCCAGUGAUAAGAAUAUAAGUUAUUUAUUUACUCCAUUGAAAAAGCAAGUACCUUCAAGAAUUCCUUAUUCAACUCCAGGAAUGGGGAUUAAUCGAACAAGUCCUUCAAGACUUUUAGAAACUACUCAAAGACUUCGGAAUGAAAAAAUGGAUGAAAUUCGUAAACAUUUCCGAGGUAUUAAAAGUUCUUCAACUCCUAAGAAAGAAGUCAUUGGAGCUAAUGUAUUUAAUGAAGUUUCAAUUACAUAUCCUCGACUUGAACCAUUAACUUCUUCUAGUAUAUUACCUCCUAAGGCUCCUAUUUUUGAAGCUCAAACAGGUAAUUCAGAUUCAAGAAUAACUUUUGAUAAGAGAUCUAUAGAAACAGCUAAAAAGUUUAGAAGAAUUACUCCCAUUAAAUUCCCUACUAAUGACGAAGUAGAUAUAGAUACAGAGACUGAACCAGAGACUGAAAGAGAAGAACCAGCAACUGAAUUUCUUGGAUUUUCUCCUGUUCUGCAAGUGUUUCAAACUUAACAUAAUGAAUAAUGAUAGGUAAUAAUUAAUGUAUUAGUUAUGUAAUAUAAGAUAGGAUAAUUUAAU